GAACGCCAAGCAACAAUGAAAAAAGAAAAAGUAGCUGUCAGCAAACAAACAAACUAGCUGAUCGAAACAAGAUGCAGAGAUCAAAUUCUCUCACUAUUGAUGGUCAAGGCCUUCAGAUCACACCAGCUUCAGAUAUUCAUCCACUUCUAGUUUUUGUUAACCCUAAAAGUGGAGGAAAACAAAGAGAAAGAAUUUAUAGGAAAUUUCAGUAUCUUCUGAAUCCUCGUCAGGUUUAUAGCCUUGCAGGAAAUGGAUCAAUGCCAGGACUACAUUUUUUUUGAGAUGUUUCUGAUUUUAGAGUAUUGGCAUGUGGUGGUGAUGGAACAGUAGAUUGGAUUUUGGACUGCAUAAAAAAAGCAAAUUUGAUUAAGCAUCCUCCUGUUGCUAUUCUCCCUCUUGAAACAGGGAAUGAUUUAGCCAGAUGUCUGAGAUGGGGAGGAGGAUAUGAAGGGGAGAAUCUUCUCAAGAUUUUAAAACAUAUUGAGAACAGUACUGAAAUCUUACUGGAGAGGUGGAAAUUUGAAGUCAUACCUAAUGAUAAAGAUGAAAAAGGAGAUCCCGUGCCUUACAGCAUCAUCAAUAAUUACUUUUCAAUUGGAGUUGAUGCUUCAAUUGCUCACAGAUUUCACAGUAUGCAAGAAAAACAUCCAGAAAAAUUCAAUAGCAGAAUGAAGAAUAAAUUUUUGUAUUUUGAAUUCAGCACUUCUGAAACUUUCUCUGCCACCUGCAAGAAGUUGCAUGAAUCUCUGGAAAUAGAAUGUGAUGGAAUUCAGAUAGAUCUGAAUAAUAUUUCUCUGGAAGGAAUUGCUAUUUUGAACAUUCCAAGCGUGCAUGGAGGAUCAACUUGGGGUGAGACCAAGAAAAGGUAAAGCCAUCGUCAAUUUGAAAAAAAAAGGCCAGAUAAAAGGUUCACUGUUACAGAUGCUAAGGAAUUGAAGUUUGCAUGCCAAGACCUAAGACAUCAGUUGGUAGAAGUGGUUGGCCUGGAAGGAGCCAUGGAAAUGGGACAAAUAUAUACUGGAUUGAAAAGUGCAGGAAGACGCCUUUCUCAGUAUUCUUCUGUUUUCAUUAGGACUAGCAAAUCUCUGCAUAUGCAGAUUGAUGGGGAGCCAUGGAUGCAUGAUGAAAAUUACCCACAAGAAUCAAGCUCCGGUUCUGAUGGGGCCUUCUCCGAAAACUGGCCUCUUCUCUUCCAUCAUUAAGAGAACAAGGAACUACAGCAAAGAGUAGUUCAAACUUUAAAAAAUUAAAUGAGCAGGGAUGUAGACUGGAAAUCUUUCAAGGGUUUUAAAAAUAUUCUCUACAUAAUAAUCAUGGAAGCAGGAAUAACUGCUGUGACAGAGCUAAUGUAAAAUGAUGCUAUUAGAAUAAUUUGUUGCCACAGUUUGUAGGCAUUUUGCAUGAAGAAAGCUAAUGUUUACAUAAACUGGUAAAACAUAUUUUUGUUGCAUGCAUUGCAGUCACUAAUUUACAGUAUAAAUAUGCUGUAGAUGGGGGGGAGAAAUGUAACAGUAUUAGAAAUGUGAUUUUCAUACAAUAUGAUCCUCAACCUGCUUGCUUCGUUUUCAGAUGAGAUAUUUAAUUUCUUAUACCUCUUCAGGCCUUUACUGAGGAAAAUACAGAAAAAUUUAUUAUAGCCUUACUGCUUACCACUUACAAAUAAAUAACACUUCACUAGUUGUCACUCUUAAAUAGAAGUAAUCCAGAUUAGUGUGGAUCCAAUUCAUUUCAAGACUGAAAUAUGAAAGAUUCAUUUAUUUUUCUGCAUUUAGCUUCCCUCAGAAACAUAUUUAACAGAUAAUACAUCCCAUUAUCGAUAGGAGGAUUAACUUUCACAUAAGCAUGUUUAGAAUUAUGUUGUUUACUUUUCAGAUAGUUAUCACAUUUAUAAACAUUUCCACCAAGAUGUAGGAAUAAGAGUAGAAUUUAAAUAAAUGUUGCUAACUUUUUUCUAAAAUAAUGAGCUGUUUCACAUUAUACAGAAGAAAUCCUGAAUUUAUCUAGCGCUGAUUGAACCUAUAUGCUUACCCACUCUUGUGUCUCCAAUAAAUAUAAUUAUUUGAUUCCUACAUCUACAUUCGUACAUCUAUAAACAGAAUAUACAAAAAUUAGCUAGUAAUUUUAUCUUUUAAUGUCAGUUUUAAAUAUUCUCCAGUACACCAGAUACAGUUGCAAAUAAGCAAAUAACAUGCCUAAUAAUCCACAUUUGUCCUUUCCUCAAUCAAUAUAGUAAGUAUAUGAGGAAUUAGAUUAAUGGAUAAUUAACCCAUUUUCUGGAUAAGCUUCAUUUUUCCAAUCUCUUAAUUACAUUAAGCAUCUUUAAGAAACUGGAAGAACAGGGGUUGAAAUUCACAAAUAAUAUCCAUAGAGGUUCAUGACUUUGUGUAAUUAUUUAAAUCUCAUCAAUGUAAGAUCACUAGCUCACCUUAGACAUAAGACUACUAAUAUGUGGUUAGACCAUAUUUAUUGUGGCACUUUAUGUAGUAAGCAAAUCAUUCACUCAAGGGAUUCGUUGUAUCCAGCAGCCUCUGUAGUUGAUGCAAGCUCUUAUUCUAUUCUACCCAUGUCCUCGCGAGACGGAAUUUAUGUCCUGAUGCUGCUUUCAUUCUUCUGAUGGAAGAAGUAAGAGCAAAAUAACAAACAGAGAUAAUAAAUAUCAACCAAAUCAAUCACAACAGGGGAGUCAUGUUAAAAUUUAGCCAGUUUUCUGGAACCUCAAGACUGAUAACUCAACCUAGUCUUGAGAGACUUCCAAACAUCACCUUAGAAUAAUAAACCUUCUAAGUAUCCACUUUCACAAGUGUACAAGAGACCCAGUGGAGAUACUGGAUUUGGAAAACUCUUAAGCCCAUUUCAAUUCUUAAGGGUUCUAAAGAAAUAGAAGAAGAAUAUGGUAACUCAAUUUUCCCUUUAUCCUAGUUUUCAUAUACAUAAUAAGGAGUGACUGUUUUCAGCCUUCUAUAUCUUUGGGAAUUAUUCAUAAAUUUUGAAACCCAUUUUUCUAAACUCUAAAUGGUACAGAUAGCUUGUAAUGCAGACAAUAAAUUUAAAAUUAGUUGUGGCUGGAAAACAGAUCAAAAUACUGAGAUACAAAAAUUAUUUUUGCUAUUGUUUUGUAUAUUAAAUAAUGCUCAACAUUUUACAAACUCUCAAAAUGUUCUUAGAUUUUGUAUUUUGACAUGAGAUAUUGUGCUAUACCCUUAAAUGUAUUAAGAUUUUAUUAUUCUCAUAGGAGGUUGCUAAAAUUUUUCAAAAGUUGAGAUGCUUGUUUUUAACUGAAGAGUUGUGAACAGGCUAUCAUGGAAGAAUGUGCCUUGCAUUUGAAAAAGUUACUAUUGCAAAUAUUGAGAUUUAACAGUCUUAGAACCAUUGAACAACAUGAAAUUAUGUGAUAAAGUCUUUUUUGAAUCCAAUAAUUUCUACUGAGGUUGUUCUUUCUCUUUCAUGGCCUCUUAAAAAUGCAUUUAAUUGCUUCAAGGCUGCAAUACACUUUGUGUGCUUUUAAUAGUGCUCCCUCAUGGUGAAACCCCUCACUGCUUUAGCAUUGCAAAAAUUUUAUAUGUAUGACAAAAGUCUUUGGACUGAAUCCCGACUUAUUCAGAAUAGACACUUUCAAGAGACGUAUCUAUUUCAGU
Molecule: messenger RNA, 3635 nt
Organism: Crotalus tigris (Tiger rattlesnake)
Lineage: Eukaryota; Metazoa; Chordata; Lepidosauria; Squamata; Viperidae
Product: diacylglycerol kinase beta-like
Biological process (GO): lipid phosphorylation; intracellular signal transduction; diacylglycerol metabolic process
Cellular component (GO): plasma membrane
Molecular function (GO): ATP-dependent diacylglycerol kinase activity
Source: RefSeq, a predicted model, not a curated record